This is a messenger RNA of Biomphalaria glabrata, 3299 nucleotides long. Its product is annotated as serrate RNA effector molecule homolog A-like. The transcript has 23 exons. The record is from RefSeq and is a predicted model, not a curated record. The coding region runs from base 171 to 2936 and encodes 921 amino acids. Gene Ontology annotation, biological process: mRNA processing; primary miRNA processing. Lineage: Eukaryota; Metazoa; Mollusca; Gastropoda; Planorbidae. Gene Ontology annotation, cellular component: nuclear body. Gene Ontology annotation, molecular function: nucleic acid binding.
UACCACAUCAAUAUAUAUAUACAUAUUAGUAAAAUUCAGGAAUCUUGUUUUUUUUUAAACACUUAUAAUGGGUUUUUAACAUACCUCCAUUUUGACAAGGAAAUAUGGCUGCAAUUUAGAAUUUAGACAUUUUUCCGAACUCUGCACUCUAGUUUGAUUCAUUCUACAAGAUGGCUGAUAGUGAUGAUGAAUUUGAAAGGAAAAAAGGACGUGACAAGUUUAGAAGAGAACGGAAUGACUAUGAACGACGAAGUGAUGACAGGAGAAGGGAAAACUGGGAUGAUCGAAGACCAUCAGUAAGAGGAGGACAACGCGGGUGGCGGGGCGAUUCAGGCGGUAUGAGACGUGAUAUGUGGUCUGGGCGGGGAAGUAACAUGAGGGACAGGCGUGACAUGUACACACGUCCCUAUGAUGAUAGACGUAGAGAAAGGUACAGUCCUAACCGGUAUGACAAUAAUCAGCACCCUGCUAAACGCAUGAGGAGAGACUGGGAUGACGGAGGAUACUCUGGGGUGUAUGAAAGCCCCUUUCAAGUUAGCAAUGGGCCACCAGGCAUUGACAGAUCAACUUGGGCACCUAGAGGCAUGGAAGUUAGUAAUGGGCCUCCAGACAGGGCACCUUUUGGAGAAAGGCGAGAAGCUGGUGAUCCUGAGUAUCCUACCCAGCCGCCAAUGAUGACAUUCAAACAGUUUCUUAGUAAACAAGAUGACACCAUUUCACAGGAUGAAGCUAUCAAACUGUUUGACGAUUACAAACUGGAAUUCAAACGCCAACAAAUCAAUGAGUUUUUUUUGGCUCAUAAAGAUGAGGAAUGGUUUAAGUCCAAGUAUCACCCUGAAGAGUGUGAGAAGAGGCAGGUUGAGGUAUGUCAUGCCCUCCAGGCUAGGAAAAAAGUGUUUGAGAUACUUAGAGAGAAACAUUUUCUAGAUGGUGUCUCUGUAGAUGUAGAGAGUACAGACAAGCUGAUUAAAAUAUUGGACGCAGCUGUGAUUCUGCUAGAAGGAGGCAAUGAUCUUGACCUUACAAUUUUGGACAACCCAUUGGAAGAACCAAUGGAACGCUCAAGACAGAAUUCUGAAACUGUUGCCACAACUCCUAUCAAAAAUGAAAAGAAAACAGAUGGGGAAGAUGGUGAAUUAAAUGAUUCAAAUGAUAAAGGAGAGCUAGAGGACAAGCCUGAUGAGCAGGAGAAAAAAGAUACAAAAGAUCUGACUUUAGAGAUGACUAUCUCCCCUGAACAAGAAGAGUUAAAGAAGAAAGCCAUGGAGUAUCAGAAACAACAGGAAGCACUUGCAGCAGAAGCCAAGGCUCAACGAAGAAAGAAAAAGAGCAUGAGGAAAAAGUCAGAUUACAGCUAUGAAACUGACAGUGAUACAGGAUCUGAGUCUGAUUCUGAUCCGGAGCCUGCUCCUCCAGGCUUGGAAGAUGAUCCCAGCCCUGCUGAUGCAGAAACUGAAAAAAUGGAAAAGGAACAAAUUGCUGAUAAUGUUAUAGAUAAUAAGGAAAAAGAAGCUGCUGAAGAAAAAGAAAGGGAAGAAAUAGCUGAACCCAAGCCCAGACCUCUGCACAAAACCAACUCUAUCUUCCUUCGUAAUUUAGCCCCUACAAUAACCAAACAAGAAGUGGAAGCUAUGUGUAGGCGUUACCCUGGAUUCAAAAGAGUUGCCCUACAAGAUCCUCAACCUGAAAGACGUUUUUUCCGAAGAGGUUGGGUAACUUUCUCUAAGGACUGCAAUAUCAAAGAUGUCUGCUGGAGUCUGAACAAUAUCAGGCUAAGGGAUUGUGAGCUUGGGGCUACUUUAAAUAGAGAACUCAAGCAGAGAAUUCGUGCUGCGAAUGGAAUAACUGUUCAUAAACAAGUCAUGAGAAAUGAUAUCAAGAUGGCUGCUAAGAUUAUACAGAUCCUGGACAAAAAAUACAAACUCUGGGAGGAUGUUGGUGAAGAGAAAAAAGAUGAAGAGAAAGAGCAGCAGUUUGGUUUUUUGUCCAAAAAUCCAGUGUUAAAAAAUAUCACAGAUUAUCUUGUGGAAGAAGGAAGCUUUGAGGAAGAUGAGCUUAUUGGUGAACAAGAUGAAGAGAAGAAAGAUUCUAACCCAGAGGUCACAGUUGAGAAAGAUGAUUCUCUAGCCCAGGCUUUGGAUCGAAUGGUUAUCUAUCUGAGACUGGUACAUUCCAUCGAUUACUACAGUGCAAAUGAAUACCCAAAUGAAGAUGAAAUGCCUCACCGCUGUGGAAUCAUGCAUGCUCGUGGCACUCUCACUGGAUCUAGUGCAAAGAUAACUCAGAAUGAUGUGAAUGAAUGGAUCAGUAAUUUUGAUAAGAAAUUGAAACAGUUCCUAGAGGUUACCCAGCAGAUAACUGAUACUGAAGCUACCCAGCUAGGCAAGAAAAACCCAGAUGUAGAAGUGGAGAAAUUUGUCCAAUCUAACACACAGGAGCUUUCUAAAGAUAAAUGGUUAUGUCCACUUUCUGGUAAAAAAUUCAAGGGCCCUGAUUUUGUCAGGAAACACAUUUUCAAUAAGCACCAAGAAAAGAUAGAGGAAGUCAAGCAAGAGGUCAAGUUUUUCAACAACUACUUGCUUGAUCCCAAGCGACCAUCUUUACCAGAGCAUCCAAGCUCAAGACCAAAGCCUCCACCUCCUGCCCCUUCCCCACAACCCCAGGUACCCAUGGCCCAAAGGACAGACCCUUAUGGCUACACAUCUCCUGUGACAAUGGGAGGUUAUGGGAUGUCUAGACCACAAAUGUUUGCUGGGAAUGGAAGUAUGGGUGCUGCUUACCAAAGUCCAUUUCAAGUGAGAGACUCCAGACCUGCACCAGAUCCCUUUAGAAGAACAAAUUUUGGUGGUGCUACCAGGCCAUACCGCCGCUCUGACCCCAGGCAGCUAAUUCAGUAUACAGAUCUGGAUGCUCCUGAAGAAGGAGACAUAUUUUAGCUGUUAUUACUGCUUUGUAUGUUGAACUUGUUCACAAAUGUUGAUCAUCAAGCUCCAUUUUGAAUUGGCUUGGGUUGGAUGUUAAAGGGAGGAUGCUAAAAGUGAAUGCAGUUCUCAUUUUGUUGUUUCUUAAUCUGUAUGGAAAAUUUUUAAACUUUUGUUAAACAUUGUAUAGAUAGGAAUAUAGUCAUUAAAAAUGUUCAUGUUUAAAGCAUUGAUAAAAGUUUCUGAAGCGAAUAAGUGGUACUUUGUCAUUGAACACAUGUAAGUCAUAUGGCAUAGUCUUGUUACGUGGUUAAUGUGCUGAUAAAUUUACAGUUUUAUGUAACAAUUUCAUAAUAAACAUUACAAGUACUGAUUUUA